AUGUAUCGAUUAAUAAUACGUUCAAUAUUUAAUCAAAAUUUAUUUUUAAAAAGAUAUUCAUCAAAUUCAAAUAAUUAUAUUAAUGUUAAAAUCAUAGAUCGUGAUGAAAAAUUAAUUAAUGCUAAAGCUAAAAUAGGUUCAAAUAUGCUUGAUGUUGUUUUGGAUAAUAAAUUAGAUGUUGAUGGAUUUGGAGCAUGUGAAGGUACACUUGCUUGUUCAACAUGUCAUGUUAUACUUGAUAGUGAAAAUUAUAAAACAUUACCAGAACCAGUUGAAGAAGAAAAUGAUAUGUUAGAUUUAGCAUUUGGUUUAACACCAACAUCACGACUUGCUUGUCAAAUUAUUGUUGAACCAAGGAUGAAAGAUUGGGUUUUUGUUGUACCAAAAGAUAUAAACGAUCAACGUUUGGGUGUUACUCGUUUUUUAAAAGUAGCCAAAGCAAAAACAAGAAAUGGUUAUUGUGUGCUUAAAAUUUUUCAAAUUGUUGAUCAAUCACUUCCAUACGAUCAAUACAAAGCACAAAUACAAGAAAUCUAUUCAAUUCUUCAUGAAAAAGAAUCAUCACCUUCACCAUUAAAAAAUUGUCUACCAUUUCAAAUUGUUGCUAAAAAUGACCGUUCCAUUAUUUUAACACGUCCAUAUAUAAAAGAUAAUUUAUUUUAUCGUUUACAAACACGUCCUUAUUUAACACGUAUUGAAAAAAAAUGGAUUGCUUAUCAAUUAUUAAUUGCUCUUAAACAUAUACAUCAUGUUAAUAUAGCUCAUGGAGAUUUAAAAAUAGAAAAUAUUUUAUUAACAAGUUAUAAUUGGGUUUUAUUAUGUGAUUUUGCUAAUUUUAAACCAACAUUUUUUGCUUAUGUAAGUCAACAGAUUGUAAAAUUUUGA
Molecule: messenger RNA, 885 nt
Organism: Rotaria sp. Silwood2
Lineage: Eukaryota; Metazoa; Rotifera; Eurotatoria; Philodinida; Philodinidae
Source: the annotation of a GenBank genome assembly